CAAUAAAUUUAAAUCAAGAGCCUAUGAUGUAACCAUAACUGUGGUAAACAUUUAUGCAUGUCUGUGUUCGCGCGCGGUAAGCAUCGUUGUUAAUCGAUUCAUUCAUUCUGUGUGAACAAUAUGGCCAACAUCGAACAAAAGUCAUCUAUUCUGGAAUUUGUGGAUAAAAAUAUUGCCAAUGGUUCUAAACAGUUACCAAAUCAUUCGAUUCAAAUAUUCAUAAUACAUUCGAUUGUUCGAGAAUUUGUACAGGAAUUCGAAACAAUUUAUGGACAUAAAUUUUGUCAUUUAGAUCAAUGUAAUAAUAGUCAAAGUUGGCAAUCAUUACAACUGGCAACUGAAAUCAAUAAUGGUGAUAAUGAAAAUAUGAUCGAUAAUUUAACAUUAAAAAAUGCACAUGAUUUUACUGAAGAAUAUGUUGAUAAAGUGGUUUCAGAUUUCAUACGAAUUUUUUCUGAAAAAAAAUUUGUUAAAUUUUUUAAUGAAUCCAAUUGUGAUUGUGGUUUUGAUAAUUCACGUGGAUCAUUCUAUGAAUUAGCAAUACGUUGGUCAACAAUUAUUACUGAUAAAUUAUGGGAACAAAUACAUACCGGUAUGUGGGCAAAUGUUUCAAUAUUUUCACGUAUGAUUUAUUCAUAUCAUAAAUGGUUACAAUCAUUAUUAAUAUUGUUAACAAUACAAAUUCCAACAAAUAAUAUUAUCGAUUUAUUGAUCGAAUCAUUAAAACUAUUGGAUGAUGGUCUUAUUAUGAGUCCUGAUUUACGAAAUCGAUUAUUAUCCAAAAUGGCUUCCAUUUUACAUCAAGUUUUAGUCAUGAUUUUGGAUCGUUUAUCACCAAACGUACAAUUUGAAUGGAAUUUGAAAUGGAAACAAUGGAAUACUUUGGCAGAGAAAAAAUUUGAAACCAAUCGUAAUUUAUAUUUUCCAUUAGAUAUGCUUCGUUUUCCAAUCAAAACUAUUGAUCAUCAAUUAGAAAUGUUAGAAUUUGAACAAAAUUUUCUACGACAAAAUCGUCCAUUCAUUAUUAAACGUGGUUUUAAUGAUUGGCCUUGUUUAAAUGAACGAAAAUGGUCGUUAAAAUAUUUGCUUAAAAAAAUGGCAUUUCGUCGUGUACCGGUUGAAAUUGGAUCAAAAUAUACAUCGGAUGAUUGGUCACAAAAAAUUAUGUUCAUUUAUGAAUUUAUGGAAAAAUGGAUUUUUCAACAUUCAAAACCGAUUGGUUAUAUGGCACAACAUAAUCUAUUUGAUCAGAUUAUUGAUCUUCAUUAUGAUAUUGAUGUACCAAUUUAUUGUGCUAUCAGUGAUUCAUCUAAUGAUCAUGAUGAUGAUGAUGAUGAUGAUAAAAAACUAAAUUCGGCCAUAAAUUUUGAAAUUAAUGCCUGGUUUGGACCGGCCGGUACUAUAUCACCAUUACAUUUUGAUGGUCGUAAUAAUUUCUUUUUACAAGUGAUUGGUACCAAAUAUGUUCGUCUUUAUUCACCCGAAACAUCGGAUAAACAAAUCUAUCCAAAUCCAAAAGAUUCAUUAUUAUGGAAUACAUCACAAGUAGAUUUUGAAAAUGUUGAUGAAGAAUUACAUCCAGAAUUUAAAAAUAUUCAUCCAAAUCUUAUACAUGAUUGUUUUCUUAAUGAAGGUGAUGUAUUGUUUAUACCAAAAAAUUGGUGGCAUUUUGUUCGAUCAUAUAGUGAUAGUUUUUCCAUCAAUUAUUGGUGGUCAUGAUCAUUUGAAACUAAACAAACAUUUUUUUCACCUAAACCAAUUUUACCACCGAAUCAAAUCUAACUGAAAUGACAAGUCA
Messenger RNA from Dermatophagoides pteronyssinus (European house dust mite), 1798 nucleotides. RefSeq lists its product as uncharacterized. NCBI's taxonomy places the organism in Eukaryota, Metazoa, Arthropoda, Arachnida, Sarcoptiformes, Pyroglyphidae. The record is from RefSeq and is a predicted model, not a curated record. Gene Ontology annotation, molecular function: RNA binding.